Sparassis crispa is the source of this 5763-nucleotide messenger RNA. Its product is annotated as ATP-dependent bile acid permease. The record is from RefSeq and is a predicted model, not a curated record. Gene Ontology annotation, cellular component: membrane; fungal-type vacuole. Gene Ontology annotation, molecular function: ABC-type peptide transporter activity; ATP hydrolysis activity; ATP binding. Gene Ontology annotation, biological process: transmembrane transport. Lineage: Eukaryota; Fungi; Basidiomycota; Agaricomycetes; Polyporales; Sparassidaceae. The transcript has 38 exons. Bases 1 to 5763 code for a protein of 1920 amino acids.
AUGAAGGUUUGUAGCGGUGGUGCGCGCGAGCUGUACGCGCUCGCGAGCCCUUGCUCUCGUGAAUUUUGGUCUGCUGUACUCCCUGCUGGGUUUGUAGCCUUUGUGCUGCUCUCGCUGGUCCCAAUUCCUACUCUGCUGCGGAGUACGGUGAAUGCCAUCAAGCGACCGUUCACUGAAUUCAUGAGUCUCCCCGAGGCGGAGGCCCUUGACGCGGGGGAAGACGUGUCCGAGGAAGAGAUCCUCAAAGAAGCCUCGCCAGCUCCGCUCUGGCGUGGCGUCCUGCUGGCCUUCGUCGCCGUGGUCGAGACGCUCGUCUGGCUCGGCAUUUGCGCCCGCGCGAUGUACCUCGAGCCGGAGGAGCGUUGGAAAGCUAUGUACGCGUUCCUUGUUGCAUUCUCGUGGUUCUAUGCGGCUGGCCGGCCUGUCGUCGCUCCGACCGCGACUGUGCCAAGCGACUUGUUCAUACUCUUCUUCAUGCGCUUCGUGCUUAGCCUACUCAUGUUCGGCGGCGUGCUGUUUGACCACGCGGUGUAUGGGUUCCCGCUUCCCUCUCCACUGGCACUGGCUGCGUACAUUGCGGAUCUGGUUGCAGCCGCACUGCUACUGCUGGUCGUAGUUAACAUGCCGCUCGCGAUCCCGAGUCGGCGGGUUAACAAGGCAGAAAUCGGGAAGUCCGUUUCGCCCGAGGACUACACCACGCUGUGGGGUUGGGCGUCGUUCAUGUGGGUGAUGCCCCUCAUCGAUCGUGGAACUGUUACUACUCUUAGCGAAGACGAUGUGUGGGCACUGAGCCCGACGAUGCAGGCGCGCCCUCUGUACAUCAAGUUCAUGAGGUCAAAGAGUUUGUCGCUCUUGCGUCGCCUGUGGUCCACAAACUCGAAGGACAUAAUCCUCGACGCGGUGCUCGCGAUAGUGAGCAUCGUCUUCAACUACGCGGGGCCGUUCUUCCUGAAGAGGAUUCUGGAUGCCCUCGACUCGCGUUCGGAUCCGACGUCGGAGAUGCACGCGAUUGCAUGCGUCUUCGCCUUCCUCGCCUUCCUGUCCACGCUCUGCAAGGCUGAGUCGGAUGUGCAGCACCUGUGGUACAGUCGCCAUGCGAGCAUUCGUGCUCGUUCGGAACUUAUGACUGCAAUCUACGAUAAGGCGCUGAAGCGGAAAGAUUUCUCUGGUAUCAUUGACAAGGAAAAGAUGAAGGAGGCCAAGGAGGCCAAGGAUGCUAAGGGCAAAGCUCCCGAGCCCGCUAAACCAGCCGAGAAGAAAGAUCCUAACGUUGAUGAUCCCAAAGCGGGCGCGGAUAUUGGCAAGAUCGUGAACUUGAUGGCGGGUGAUGCUGGCAGGAUCGCAAAUGUGAUAUCCAGCAUGUACAUGAUAAAUGGUGCUCCUUUUGAAAUCGUAGUCGCAAGCACAUUCCUGUAUCAACUCAUGGGCCUUUCGGCCUUUGCUGGCUUUAUUAUACUGGUAGUCGGCUGGCCGCUUAACAAUCAUGUUGCCAAACGUGCUGUGCGCAUCCAAAAGGGAGUCUCCACGGCGCGCGAUAAGCGGAUGAGUGUCCUGAACGAGUUGAUUGGGGCGGUCAAAUUCAUCAAGUUUUUUGCGUGGGAAGAGCGUUGGACCGAACGCGUAAUGGAUGCGCGUGAGGUUGAGAUGCAGUGGAUGGUGAAAUCCCGAGUGAACAACGUCAUGUUCUCUCUUAUUUGGACGACUGCCCCGAUUUUGCUCUCCGUCACCUCGUUCACUGUGUACGUUCUGCAGGGUAAUGAAUUGACAGUCGGCACAGCGUUCGCUGCUAUCACACUGUUCUCCAUGAUCAGGGUACCGCUCAAUACCAUUCCGGCUUGGAUAGUCCAGGCUCUAGAGGCGAAGGUCGCGUUGGAUCGUAUCGCGACAUAUCUGGGAGAGGAAGAAGUCGACGAACAAGUAUCUUCACUGAAGCGCAAGUACGUGAAGCCCACAGACGUCGAAGAAGAGGGUUUUGGCAUCGUCAACGGCGCAUUCAAGUGGAACGAAGUUAAGGAGAAAGACGAGUGCAAGGACAAGAACGGAAAGCAGAAGCGGAGAUCACCUUUCGACUCGGGGUCGGACGAGACGAACACAGUCGUCGAAGGACAGUCCUCUGCAGGAGAUACCGAAGGUGACCUGGCUGUUGACAUGAAUCAUCGCUUUGAGUUGCGUGACAUCAACGUCAUGUUCCCUGAAGGCGAGCUGUCCGUCGUUACUGGACCGACUGGGAGCGGGAAAACUGCACUCUUGAUGGCAUUGCUGGGUGAAUUGACACGUUUGGAAGGCCGCAUCGUGAUGUCGAAGAACCCGUCGAAAGUGGAUGAACACGGUCUGUCGCAUACAAUCUCGUAUUCGGCGCAAUCUCCAUGGUUGCGCCAUCAAUCGAUCAAGAACAACAUUAUCUUCGGGUUCCCUUAUGACGAGGAGCGUUACAAUGCAGUCAUCGAAUGCUGCGCUCUGCAGACGGACCUGAGCAUUCUUGAAGAUGGAGACGCGACAGAGAUUGGCGCUCGGGGUGUCAGUCUUUCCGGUGGACAGAAGGCCCGAGUUGCGCUCGCACGUGCAGUGUAUGCGCGUAGCAAGUACGUCCUACUCGACGAUCCUUUGAGUGCAGUGGAUAGUCACACUGCGCGCUUCUUGGUCGAGCGGCUCUUGUGCGGACCUCUGUUGGAACACCGUACUGUGAUCCUCGUCACCCAUCAUGUCGAGCUCGUCCUUCCCGGAGCGCACUACCUUGUACGUAUGCUAGAUGGGCGGAUAGAUAUGCAGGGCAUGAUCAAGGAUCUACGUGCCCAAGGCAUUUUGGAUUAUAUUACUCAUGAUGAAUCAGUCGAAGCUCACAAGGAAGAACAGCAAGUGCAGGAGGAAGAGAACAAGGGAAACCCCAAUGCAGAAAUUGAUGCCGAAGGUUCGCCUGAGACAGCAGUGGAAGCAGCAAAACCAAAGUCCGCCAGAAAGCUGGUGGAGGAGGAGAAGAGAGAAACUGGCAGCGUCAAGUGGUCCAUCUAUAAUACCUAUCUGAAGGCAUCAUCUUAUUGGACGUGGAUUAUUCUGUUCACUUUAGUUGUUGCGACCCAAUUCCUCGGAGUCUCAGGAAAGCUCUGGAUCAAGGUGUGGGGUGAGGCCUACGGUGCACCAAACUCCACCUCUAUGUAUAUGUACAAGCCUUGGGCGACUUCCCACCAUGACGUGCUCAUGGACGAGUCGUAUCACAAUCUCCAACUCGUGCAAAACGCAGUCGCUCCCUCCGUUCCGGGCAAGUUCCUCGGCAUCAACUGGCCUCCUGCUCAGCAGCAUCCGUUCUUCUACGUUGGCAUCUACCUGGCCAUUACAUUAUCCACUGGCCUAGUCAAUAUCACCGCAGUCAUUACCCAGUAUACCGGAGCGUUGAGGGCUUCGCGAGUUCUGUUCGGGCAAAUGUUGAGGACGGUCGUGAGAGCUCCCAUGCGUUGGCAUGAUGUCACUCCGCAAGGCCGCAAGUUGAAUCGUUUCAGUAAGGAUAUAGAAACGGUGGAUUCUUCCCUUGCGAGUUCACUGCAGGCCGUUAAUACUUCGCUGGCGAGUUUCGCUGCAUCUGUAAUCACAGUAGUCGUCGUCUUUCCGCUCUUCAUCAUCCCUGCUUCAAUCCUCAGCUUUUUCUAUCGCCGUGCAGUCAUUGGAUACCUCCAUACUGGUCGUGAUCUCCGUCGUAUGGAGUCUGUCACGCGCAGCCCAAUCUUCGCAAAUUUCAACGAAUUGCUGGAAGGUAUUGUCACAGUGCGCGCCUUCUCCGCUGAGCAGCAUUUCCUAGAGGAUCUUUACACCAAAGUCGAUCUUACCACUAAAAUGUGGUACAGCUUCUGGAUGACUAACAGGUGGUUGUCCUUGUAUUUCGAUUUACUCAACGCAUGCGCUGUUCUGGCGACGACGUUAUUCGCACUUGCAGGCUAUGUCGAAGCAGGUAUUGCUGGUGUCUCCAUCACAUCAGCCAUGUCCUUCACUACCAGUGUCUACUGGGCAUGCCGUUUCUGGACGUCCUUGGAGCUCGACCUCAACUCCGUAGAACGAGUUGUUGAAUACUUGGAUCUUCCUCAGGAGCCACCCGCUGUUAUUGAAUCAAACCGUCCUCCUGCUUACUGGCCGUCGUCCUCGAGUCCUAACAAGGACUCAAUGAUUGCUGUGGAAGAUCUCGUUAUCAAGUAUUCGCCAGAGCUUCCUGCGAUCUUACACGGUGUCUCGUUCACUCUCAAAGCGAAGGAGCGGAUUGGACUGUUGGGGAGAACAGGUAGUGGGAAGUCGACACUUGCGAUGAGCAUCCUGCGUUUCGUUGAUCCGAGUAGUGGGCGUAUUCUAAUUGAUGGCGUUGAUAUCUCCAGCAUUGGACUUCAUGACCUCCGCUCAAGAAUUACAUUUAUCCCGCAGGAUGCUACUCUCUUCUCGGGAACGCUGCGAGACAACCUUGAUCCCUUCGGCGAACACGAGGAUAGCGAAUGCCUCGACGUACUGUACCGUGUCCAGAUGCUGACAGACAGCCAGUUGGAGUCUCAAAAGUCAUCGCGCGAGCCCUCGCGUCCGGCGUCAAUUAUAGAACGAGAAGGCACCAUUGCGUCUGUAUCCAUGAGUGCAACCGAGACGGAAGGCAAGACGGUCAUCACGCUGGAUACACAGGUCUCUGCGGGUGGGACGAACUUCUCUCAAGGCCAAAGACAGCUCAUAGCGAUGGCACGGGCUUUGCUCCGCCGGAGCUCGAUCAUUGUUCUCGACGAGGCCACGAGCAGCAUCGAUUUCGCCACCGACGCAAAGAUCCAGGCGACUAUUCGAGAGGAGUUCAAUGACUCGCUCUUGCUGACCGUCGCGCAUCGCUUACGGACUGUCAUCGACUACGACCGUCUCCUCAUUCUCGACAAGGGUGAACUCGUAGAAUUCGACACGCCGCUGAAUCUCAUCCAGAAAGAAAAUGGCAUUUUCCGCAACAUGUGCCUCAAGAGUGGGACAUUUGCAGAACUCGAGGCUGCAGCGAAGGCAAAAGCAGAGCGGGACUUGCUAUUCCCAGUUUGGCAACUGUCUAAGUAUCUCCGAACCACUACCCUGAAGUUCAUGAUUGUUCAAGGCCUUCGGGAUCUUGUCUUCUGGCAUGGAUAUAGCCCCCGGACAUUAUUUAAUUCUAGGAGAUUCCACCCUAACAGACAUAACACGAUUGCUCGACUACCCAGCAGGAACGUGGAGGUGUACACUUCUGAAAACUCUGUUAUCGCAGGGUUUUGGCAAUAUGGCAGGGUCACUUGGGUCACCUUCUUCGCUUGGUUGACCAACGUCUUGUGCGUACCGGUGGACUGGGCGAUUUUCGAAUAUGAUGUUGAGACGCGCCGUGUUGGCGAGGAGAAGCGUUCCGGGGAUACAAUCGUGCAGCCGGGACAUUACGUUUUACUCACUAUCGAUGGUCGUCCUACCAGGGUUUUCGUAGCUUCCGAACGUGCUCGUCCUCGAAUUCCUACGCACUCAGAGACUCCCGCCCGAGACAACCAUUAUCGUUUACGUUCGCGCGCUAGGGACGGCAAGUGCCUCAUUACCGGAUUGGAAGCGAAUACGUAUUCCCGACUGAAAGCCGCUCAUAUCUUCCCGACUGAAAGCCGCUCAUAUCUUCCCGCGAGCGCAUUUGACGGAGUGGCUACGAAAGGGCUAUGCCAGCAUGAUUACCGAUACUCUGGACGAAGCGUACCUCGGAGGAUCCUCCAAGAUCGAUUCUGUGCAGAAUAUCAUUACAUUGCGGAGCGACUUGCAUGA